AUGGCGCCCGCCCGCUCGUCUCGGCCCGUUCGUCACAAUCGAACUCAGGUUUCGUCAUAUCAUGAGGAGACCACUUCGGACGAGUGGGACCAGGAAGGGAAUGCCCCUCGACGUGAUCCACUUUCCUUGCGCCCGCGAAGCACCCCUAAAACACGCCGAUCAUAUCGAGAGAAGUCCACCGAUGAAAGUCUGGAGGCGUUAUCGGAUGAUGACGUGUUGAACGACACAGCAACUGUCACUGGGCUUCCAGCUGCGGAACAAUUUGCUGGCAUUUCCCCAAUUAUUUCACAUACUUCAAAGCCAACUCGACGUGCAGGAUCCUCCCGGUCCACUGCAAAUAAACGACCACGAUCAAGGUUGAAGGCAUCAGGGCAGCCACUGAAAAAGCGAACCAAAGCCCAACCAGAAGAAUCGUUCUUCUUUGGCUCUGGCGUUAUACCCCCCUGGCAAACGCUGCCAUAUCACAUCCUGAUUGAAAUAUUCCUCCUAGCUUUCUACCCCCUCGACGACCCCAAAAACCAGGCGGCAAAAAAAACGCCUGGCAAAACGCCGGAGACGAAGUCUGCCAACAAUCUGCUAGGUAUCGCUGCUCUGUGUCGUGGAUUCUCGGAAGCAGCUCUUGCAGCUCUUUAUUAUCGGCCUCCGGUGUUUUCCGCAUAUGAUGGGCAUGGUCUCCUGAACCUCCUUUCGAUGCCACCGGACUCCCAAUACAUAAACUACGCCGGGAAGAUCAGAGAGCUUUACAUCGAUGCUGAGACAGUUCUUACUCUGAAAAGUGGCCCGACGCUCGGCUACUUCGAUUUAUUCCAAUUGUUACGGAAAACCCCCCGACUUCACACCUUACGCAUAUACCAUCCCGAUGAUGUUGUGUUGGGGCUACCGCGAGUGGCUCUUACCCAGGCAAAAUGGAGCUACUCACAAUCUCUUUUUUCGACACUUGAACAAAGUGGAGUCAAACUUCGCAGUUGGGAGUGGAACGGUCGCUUUCUUGACACGGCAUCGUUACUUCCUCUCAUGCUGGAAAAACAUACAGGUGCUUCAUUCCAAGGAGUCAAAGACAUUCGGCUUGUUCAUCUCCUUGAUUAUGAUAGAGAGGACACUACUGGCAAGGAAAUCGCUGUUGCCACCACUCUCAAGGCGUUACCAGACAUAGAGCGUCUUGAGUUCCACGAGUGCAGCAUUUUGACAGGUAGCAUUUUAGAACAAAUGCCACCCACGCUCCGCUCAUUGACAAUUUCCAACUGCGAUCGACUGUUGGCCAGUAACGUCACCGAACUCCUCAAAGUUCACGGAGGACAGCUUCUUGAUCUGACCCUUAUGCACAAUCGCCACAUGAAUCUGGAGUUUAUGCCCCAUCUUGGUAUUUGCUGUUCACGACUGGAAAGAUUCAAGGUAGAUAUUUCGAUGUAUGACGCUUCAAGCUACCAUGACCUCGACCCCCAUUUUAAACAGCUGAUCUUUCGCAAUCAACAUCCAACCUGGCCUGAGACUAUACAAGAGAUUGAGCUGUAUCAGCUUCGACACUGGAAGUUAGAUGUGGCGGAAAUGUUCUUCAUGUCUCUUGUGGAGACUGCGCCCAAAUUGAAAGAUCUGCGGCGGGUAGACAUCAGUGCCAUUCUCGCCAUUGAAUGGCGGGAUCGUGCUCAAUUCCGAAAGAAAUGGGAAGACCGUUUCAAGAAAGUAUUCUUGCGGCGUAGCCCUCCGCCCGAUCCAAGCUUUCGUUCUCUGCGAAAACGCCCAUUGGCGCCUGUUCAAUGUGCUCCGACUUCAGAAGCCUUAGCCCGUCCGAGCACUGUGGACAGUGAAUCACGCACCCCCAAGCGGCACAGCAGCCGCAUAGCACAUCAAAAAGUUCCUGAAGAUACCGACUUAGACGAGCUCACCUCAUCUAACUCUCAUACUGACAACCAACUUGUUGAUCGGGAUAAUAUCCAGGGAAUGUGCGAUCAUUUCACGAUCCGCAUUGACAAUCAACGACCUAACGAAAACCAAUUCAACGAGAAAGAUUUUCUCGAUCCCGAAAUUAGUGGCGAUGAGGACUGGGACUCCGGCGCUGAUUUUGAGUCCGAAGAUGGCCAUGCGUGGUAA
Molecule: messenger RNA, 2088 nt
Organism: Penicillium longicatenatum
Lineage: Eukaryota; Fungi; Ascomycota; Eurotiomycetes; Eurotiales; Aspergillaceae
Exons: 1
Coding region: 1-2088 (695 amino acids)
Source: RefSeq, a predicted model, not a curated record